Molecule: messenger RNA, 4299 nt
Organism: Folsomia candida
Lineage: Eukaryota; Metazoa; Arthropoda; Collembola; Entomobryomorpha; Isotomidae
Product: coiled-coil domain-containing protein AGAP005037
Exons: 30
Coding region: 1099-4149 (1016 amino acids)
Cellular component (GO): cytoplasm
Source: RefSeq, a predicted model, not a curated record
GCAGAAGGAGCAUCAGCAGCAGCAGUAGUAACACAAAGUGAGAAAUAGGGAUUUUCAUCUUGGUCCUAUUUUCCCCACAAGAAGGAGAAAGUCACGUCAAAGAACAGAUAAAGGUCCGCAGGCUAUUUUUAGGCAAUGUCACCUUGUCUCAUCUUUUAAUUUUGCGUGUUGUUUGUCUGCAAUAUCAAAAUACGUGAUUGUACAUAUGUAGUUGUACGUAGGUGUGUCGAGUGCAUAUCUCCUUUUCUGCUGCUUCACUGACCUCUCAUCCACAGUUGAGGUUGACUUUGAACAGUCGUCUCAACCAAUCAACAAGCAAGAAGUGAAAAAAAGUCUCAAACAGAGGAAAGAGUUCCUUCUUGAAAAGGGUGUGUGUGUGAAUGAAUCGAGUCAGCCAGAUCACUGCCACCAAUAUCGACACCACCAGCCAAAGCCUUUCUCCUGCAUUGGCUGAGAUGCUGAUAUCUAUCAAAGCAAAACCGAAUAUCCUCAUGUUUCAUCAUAUCCACUCGAAUAGUGAAAACAACUUUUUCCUUCCGGCAAGUAACUGUAGAUUUAUUUAACAUUUAUAGGCUGUGCCAAAACAAGAAAAAUUCUAGGUUCAUACAAUUGAGUUUUGUUCAAGUUGUGUCAAAAAUCGUAGAAAAAAAAAUCUCGUAGUCAAGUCACCAGUCUCACCAUCAAAUCAACCAGACUCGACCAGAAAGACAUAUGAGAGAUAAGAGUGAUUUUGAGAGGAUGGAUGAUGCUGCUGCUGCUUUUGCUUGGACUGGAAAGUAGCCGUCGUUGUGGCAGUGGUGGUGAAAGUGGAAAAGUGAAAGCAGUUGGGAUGACAAGCAGUGGAGAGGCGACGGAGGAGGAGUGAGUGGUGGUGGUGGUGGAAGUGUGUAGUUAUCGUUGUUGUUGUUUGAAUAAGUGUUUCGAACUUAAGACGACGAGCUGGGAGGCAUCAUCCCAUCCCACGGAAGAAGGAAGACCCACGCGAGGCCUACCUUUGGGUCUCAACUGUUGGGUGGUGGCGUCGCUGGUGCUGCUGGGGGAGGAAGUGGACGUCAGUCAGACACAAGUGCAAAUGGGCUACCACGAGCUACCAGACGGAUGAAAAUGGACAUGAUGAAUUCGCCCCCACCACCACCAAAACAUCUCGGUGGUAGUGGUGGAACGUCCAGAAUGAUCAGUACCAAGUCGGCGGCUAUCGUUCAGCCACCCGUCUACAGCCACACAAUUUAUCGAAAAUUGUCCCCCGACUAUCCAAUGUACACGUACCACUACAAAUCCCCCUCUAUCUCUUCCUCCAUCUACUCAGAACCCAUCCACGCUAGGUCUUCGUACAAGCAGGGGGUCUUCUCACAACGGUCGGCUUUUGGUCGACCACAGCCUCCUCAUCCAUCUAGUGCAAUGUUUGACGAAGCUGACGACCCUGGCAUCAUGUCGGAAGCGGAAACCGCAUCGACAGGGUUUCGAAGAGGUGGAAAGGCUAGAUCGUCCUUACCAGUAGUGCGAACGCCAAGUAAAACCUUGGAAAGACCUUUGGGUUUGGUGUUUCUCCAGUAUCGAACUGAGACUAAGCGUGCUUUGCUACCAAAUGAAGUUACAUCGCUGGAUACUGUAAAAGCUCUCUUCGUACGAUCGUUUCCCCGUCAACUUUCAAUGGAAUACUUGGAUGCCAUGAAUGUAAAGAUUUAUAUCCACGACGGAUCCAAGGACAUGUUUUACGAGCUGGAAGACCUCAGGGACGUUCGGGAUAGAUCUGUAAUGCGUUUGGUUAAUGGGAAAGAUACCUGGGAUCAAGACCAGUCCUACUUUUCUGAGCCGGAAUUCGAAUCAGAAUAUCAACAUCAGCACAUUCAUAAAACUAAGGGGAGCAAAGCACCUCCGUAUAUGACCUAUAGUUACCCUAUUGGUGCUACCAAUUCGUUACCUCGAGUAAAUCGACCGUUCUCGCCUGCGCCCGUAGCCAUGAAAUCCACUGUUCUAGCAGAUUCGGCGCUUUACUCUCCUCGGACAACCGGAACAACCCAGGGCACAGCGUUUCCUAUGCCACCAUCCGGAUACAUCACACCAGAUCUGAGGCGUAAUAUUUAUUCCAGUGGAGCAGAGCCAACCUAUGUUUCAUCUCCGGAACGAAGAUGCGUGGAAGAUCCGUACUAUUCCCAAUUUCCUCAAACGAGAUCGGGAUCGAUAACUCCAGUCAUAAUUGAUGAUGAGGCUCGUUUUCGUAUGGAACAUAUGGAACGUCAACUUGCCAACUUAACUGGACUAGUGCAAAAGGCUUUGGUCCAUCCUCCAGUUCCUACCCCACCCACAAGACUCGUGCACUCUUCACCCUUGCCAAGAACCAUACCUGGUGCUAUCAUCACUCCUCCCACACAGAAUACUUACCGGGAUUACAUACCCACUCGAGACUACCGAGACGAUAUCGAUAAGCACUCUAGUUCAAGCUCUUCUUUACCAGAUGACCCUGUUCGACCUAUUGCAGAAAAUCAUAUUCCUUCCAAUGCCACCACUCAUACAAAAGCUCCCAAGUUUGGCAAAGUGUCGUCUCGUACCGUGUCGUUUGAUUUGUCGUUUAGCGAAGAUCCUCCCGAACAUGGGAAACAACACUCGCCUUCUCAAUACUCAGCCGAGAAGCCAACAAAGCCAGCAAUCAAAUCAACUACGUUGCCCCGAAUGUCCCAGGAUCGAGUUCUUAAGCCUGUUCCUGCGACGGCGGCUACAGGUGUGCCAAAACAAAUUGUUCUUCCUGCUCAACCAGCACUGGUUAAUAUCCCUUCGCAUCACGAUAAUAGACAAUACUAUUCUGGUCCAAGAGGCGAACUUUGUCUCAACCCAGAAAUGUUUAAUCAGUUAAGAAAUUUGCAAAAGAAGGCGAGGGAAUUGAAGAGUGAGAUUCGCGUUCUUCGACGAAAUGUGCAAGUCCAGGCUCAUUCCGUAAGAGAGACAAUCAAGGACACAUUUUUAAAAUUUAAAGUUGCUGCAAUGGCCGGCAAUGACCAAUGGAUGCAAGGUGAUCCAGAGAAAGCACGAAUACACAGGGGAAUACACAAGGAAAAGGAAUACUACAAACAAGAGAUGCUAAAGUUGGACAAUGAUUUAGAGGAGCUGGAAACGACAGUGGAGAUUCUACGGGGUCAUGUUAUUACGAAACGAACCCGUGUGAAUAUGUCAGAUGUCGAGAAUAUGGCAUUAGUUCUCAGCAAGGCAAGUAAAUCGGUGGCAGACCUGAAAACCCGUUUUCCAUCCCUGCAAGAAAGCGUAAAAACCUUGCUAACAAACGAGAUGGACGCAAUGAUGGUCGAAGAAAGAUUCCUGAAAGAAGAACCUGAGAGACUGGAAGUUGCAUUGAGGCGAUGUAAGAAAUUAACUGGGACGCUCGUCACGCUGAAGAGACUGGCAUCUGUACAAGAACAAAGACUGCCCUCGCAGGAUGGGGAAAGCAGUCCAGGCACGAGCCCGCCUGGGGGAGGAACUCCAAAUUCUAGUAAAAUGAACAACAGGGGGGCCACCACCGGUUCAGUCCCCGGCUACGGAUUCCUUAAUGCGUCGGGGAACGUCAUGGGACCCGGAAUCAACUAUGCCACGGGAACAGCCGUUGGUCCAGAAAAUGCACUCGAUGAUUUACUAAACGAGCUAGACGGAGCUCAUCAGAUAGGAACUUAUAAGCAACAUAGGCUAGAACCACCCAAGCGUUUACCAUCGUACCCAUCGACCGAGUCUGGGUCACCGGUCCGGUCUCCUCUGCGUCCUCCUCUGCUGCCCAAACCUGCCAGAAUUCCGCCACCCCCACCACCAAGAACGAGCUCCAAGUCCCCCCUCAUCUCACCCAGCAUCGAGUCCAGUGGAGGGGACUCGAGUGAAAGUAUCAACAGCCAAGACGCCGGCUCCAACAAGCUCAGCCAGCGUCACCAAGAACUUUUGAGGAAGCAGCAGCAGUUGCAGGCGCAGUACAAUCGGCUCCAAGUUUUGCAACAACGGUCCGUCUCCUCCACGGGCUCCAACUCUCCCGCGGAAAACAACAAGCUCGAGCUGAAGAAAACCGGAAGUGAAAGUAAUCUGCGUGCCAAAUUGGGGCUCGAAUUCUCAGCAGCACCCACCGGCUCCCUCAGCAAUAUUAAUAAGUCGGUGUUGUACGAAACGGACAUUUUAUGAAUGUUUACCUCUCUUGCUCAAACUUUUCCAUCAUUUUUUCUAUGUUCUUCUACUACUACUAACCCAGUUAUUGGUACUAUCUAACUACAUACAAACUAAUUCUAAAAUUAAUUCUAAAUAAAAAAAGAAACAUUUUACACAUAGACAAAA